Messenger RNA from Sorghum bicolor (sorghum), 549 nucleotides. RefSeq lists its product as uncharacterized. NCBI's taxonomy places the organism in Eukaryota, Viridiplantae, Streptophyta, Magnoliopsida, Poales, Poaceae. The coding region runs from base 65 to 388 and encodes 107 amino acids. The transcript has a single exon. The record is from RefSeq and is a predicted model, not a curated record.
GUCCGUCACCAACACGCAAAAACCCUAACCCAAUCUCUCCGUUUUCCACGUCUCUCGCUUCCCGAUGGGUCUCUUCUCGUGGUGGAGGGGAGGGCGACGCGGCGGCGGCGGCCCGCCGGACCAGCAGGGCCAGCAAGCCUCGGCGGUUCCGGGGGUCGUGGGGACCGAGGUGGCAGCUUCUGGUACCAACGGGGCGGUGGAGGUGCGGCGGCAGCGGCAGCGGCAGGCUGCGGACGCGACGGUGUUCGAAUUCGGGUCCGCGGCGGAGUCUGGCGCCGCUCUGACGCUCGCGGGCUACUGCCCCGUCUCCGACGAGCUCGAGCCGUGCCGUUGGGAGCUGGUUCCGGCCGCCGGCGAGGGCGCACCGCAGUUCCGCAUCGUGUUCUGAGCUCUGAGCGCCGAUGACACCUCGGAUGGUAUGGUAUAAAGAUGUGAUGUACUGAUGUUUGGGUUUGGGGUGUACUAGUAACCAAGCAUUCAGUGGAAAUAUAAAACUUGAGAUAUGAUUGAUGAGUUUUCUGAUUAGAUAUGGAUGGUCUUCUAUGCUCA